Molecule: messenger RNA, 1806 nt
Organism: Synchiropus splendidus (mandarinfish)
Lineage: Eukaryota; Metazoa; Chordata; Actinopteri; Syngnathiformes; Callionymidae
Product: ras-related protein Rab-39B-like
Exons: 4
Coding region: 315-956 (213 amino acids)
Biological process (GO): Rab protein signal transduction
Cellular component (GO): Golgi membrane
Molecular function (GO): GTP binding; GTPase activity
Source: RefSeq, a predicted model, not a curated record
GUUACGGUACUGGUGCUGAUGAGGCCGAUCGGAUGAUGCUGUUUUGUCCUGCUGCCAUUUCCGUCACGAAUCCUCGAGCAAACGUCCACAAAUCCAUCGCGAACCGGCACCAGCGGUACCGCGGACGGUGGCCGCACAGCUGACCGUCUGCGCUGACGCGGGAUUUGAGGCGGUUGUAGCUGCUGCUCGGCUACAACAAUAACAACAACAACAACAACAAACACGGGCACAGCUGUUCCAUCCGCGUUCCGACUGCAAACAUGUGCUUGGUCCUGGUGUGAUACCGAGCUUCUGAAUCUGAGACUUGACGAAACAUGGAGACCAUCUGGCUCUACCAGUUCCGCCUGAUCGUCAUCGGCGACUCCACAGUCGGCAAGUCGUGUCUGAUCCGCCGGUUCACAGAAGGCCGCUUCGCCCAGGUGUCGGACCCCACCGUGGGGGUGGACUUCUUCUCCCGCCUGGUGGAGAUUGAACCCGGCAAGAGGAUCAAGCUUCAGAUCUGGGACACGGCCGGGCAGGAGAGGUUCAGGUCCAUCACCAGAGCUUACUACCGCAACUCAGUCGGUGGGCUUCUUCUCUUCGACAUCACAAACCGACGCUCCUUCCAGAAUGUCCACAACUGGCUGGAGGAGGCACAGAGCCACGUGGUGCCCCACAGCAUGGUGUUCCUUCUGGUGGGCCACAAGUGCGACCUGGAGGCCCAGCGACAGGUGACUCAGCAGGAGGCGGAGAAGCUGGCAGGAGCCUUCGGGAUGCGCUACGUGGAGACGUCCGCGAGGGAGUCCAUCAAUGUGGAGAAGGCGUUCGUGGACCUGACCAGGGACAUUUUCGACCUGGUGCAGAGCGGGGACAUCAAGAUCCAGGAGGGCUGGGAGGGAGUCAAGAGCGGGUUUGUCCCCAACACCGUCCACUCAUCUGAAGAGGUCACCAAAGGAGCUCGACAGUGCUUCUGUUAGCAGACUCACGGCGCAGAUCUGUCUUUUUAAAGAUGUUUCUUUGUGGUUAACACAUAGUCAGGUACUUAUUUAUUCAUUCUGGAGUGUCUUAAAAUAAGACAAUCACACUCCUCAGUAGUCAAACAUGAGACGAAGAGACCGGAUGAGUUUCAUCAAAUCCAAUAGCCACAGAACAGACACCACCAAUUCUAAACAUUAUUUUCCAAAUGGACUUUUUCAGACGUGACUGAAUAUGAGUUUUCAGAUCUCAAACAAAAACUCAGCUCUCUGCCAGACCACAUUCGGGGCAAAGCUUGCCCAAGUAUGCAACUUUUUUUCUUUAUAUUUAUAUUUAAAAACUUCGAUCGGUUUUAAACACAUUUCGUGUCUCGGACUGUGUGAAAUCCUUCAGCUUCUUCUGCGAUUGACGCCUUCGAAAGCAACAAAAUUUGAAAAGUGCGUUCGAAAAAUUAUCCAUAGCCAAAACUUUAUUUGUGACGCUAGAGGACACUGUUACGUGUUUAACGUCCCCUGUCCUUCCACGCAUGCGCUCUCAGUCCACCUGUCCAAAUAACGUCAUAUUUUAUAUACGACAUAAACUGUUGCGUACUCCGUAAUUCGUCCUACGUUUGGAAUAGGCGAAAUGUCAACCUGAGCGUCUUAAAGUGACGUCAUAAGAGGCGAUGACGUUGACAGAGGUCUGGUGCCUUUUCCGGAAAGGAGCAGCGGGGAAACCAUGACGUCACCCAGUGUAAAUAAUUUAUUUGAAACCAAAAACCCCUCGAGGUUGGAUGUUGUCCUGAAUAUUCUAGCACAAUGUUGUCGAGUGUAAAGCACAAUAGUCAUUAAUAAACACGUGUGGAACUGUUAA